Messenger RNA from Vigna unguiculata (cowpea), 3396 nucleotides. It is a transcript of the gene SCA3, whose product is annotated as DNA/RNA polymerases superfamily protein. Lineage: Eukaryota; Viridiplantae; Streptophyta; Magnoliopsida; Fabales; Fabaceae. Gene Ontology annotation, cellular component: mitochondrial DNA-directed RNA polymerase complex. Gene Ontology annotation, biological process: mitochondrial transcription. The record is from RefSeq and is a predicted model, not a curated record. Gene Ontology annotation, molecular function: DNA binding; DNA-directed RNA polymerase activity.
GGUUUGAUGUUCUUGCCAUUCUUGUAACAUUGUCUGCACUAUUCAGACAUUGGCUUCAAUGGGGUUUGCAACUUUCUUUCCCACCCCUCUCCCUCACAGGGGAACCCCACCAACAAAAUCUCAAUCACUUAACCCCUUUUUUCCUUCCUCUUUUAUUCCAGUAACAAUCAAACCCUCAAGAUCUCAAUUUCAUAUUCUCUUUGAUUCAUUCAACCACAAUUUCGUCCAAGAACUCGAAAAUUGUCACGAACCAGUUAAUGGGGUUUAUCAAACCGAGUCCCCUGACCCACCCCAGAGGGUAUUCAUCCAAGACUCACCUUGGAUUUUGAACGACUUGUUGAUGAAGGAUAUUGAGGAGGAGAAGCACAAUUUGCUGAGGAGGAGGCAGAUUCAAAUGGAGACCGAAGCGUUGGAGAAUAUGGUGGAGGAGUACAGAGAGAUAGAGAGACAAAUGCGUGAGAAGAAUCUGAUUCCCAAUUUGCCUCACGUAAAGGCUCUAUUUUUGGGGUGGUUUGACCCUCUCAAAGAGGCCAUAGAGGCAGAGCAGAAGUCAAAAAGGACGAAGAAGCACAAAGCGGCAUUUGCACCCCACAUUGAUUCAUUGCCUGCGGCAAAAUUGGCUGUAAUUGUCAUGCACAAGCUGAUGGCUUUGGUGAGUAUGGAGUAUCAUCAUGCUGGUUGUGUUCUCCUUGUGGAUGCUGCUGUUCAGAUUGGUAUGGCUGUGGAACAGGAGGUUAGGAUUCAUAACUUCCUGGAAAAGACUAGAACUCGCAAGAGUAAGAAAACAGAGGCUGACCGUGAAGACUGUACGGAUAAUGAUACACAAAAAUUAAGGAAACAUGUAAAUGGUUUGAUUAAAAGAAGAAGACUUAAACAGGUUCAGAUGCUAUUGAAAGAGGAAGAAUGUGGCCCUUGGGGGCGUGAUACCCAAGCUAAGCUGGGAUGUCGAUUAAUAGAUUUAUUAAUUCAAACAGCAUUUGUACACUCUCCAAUUAAUCAGUCUGCUGACACUCCACCUGAUAUUCGACCAGCAUUCAGGCAUAGAUUUAAAGUUAUAUCAAGGAAUCCAGAGCAAAAGAUUUUGAAGAAUUAUGGUGUUAUAGAAUGUGAUCCCUUAAUCCUUGCUGGGAUGGAUAAAUCUGUUAAGCAUAUGUUAAUGCCUUACAUGCCAAUGCUAGUACCUCCAAAAAAGUGGAAAGGGUAUGAAAAUGGUGGCUAUUUGUUCUUGACAUCUUAUAUCAUGCGCACUCAUGGAUCCAAGAAGCAGCAAGAUGUAAUGAAAAAUGUUGGAAGGAAACAAUUGCGAAAAGUUUUUGAGGCCCUGGAUACACUUGGCAGCACCAAAUGGCGAGUAAAUGGAAGAUUACUUGGUGUUGUGGAGCACCUCUGGGCUGCAGGAGGUAACGUUGCAGGUUUGAUUGACCGCAAAGAUGUUCCUAUACCAGAGAGGCCACCUAUAGAGGAAUUAAAACAAAUUCAGGAAUGGAAGUGGAGUGUAAGGAAGGCAGAAAAAAUUAAUCUAGAGAGACAUUCUCUAAGAUGUGACACGGAACUCAAGCUUUCUGUGGCUCAGAAAAUGAAAGAGGAGGAAGGCUUUCAUUAUCCCCACAAUAUUGACUUCCGUGGUAGAGCAUAUCCCAUGCACUCUCAUUUGAAUCAUUUAAGUUGUGAUCUAUGUCGAGGAUUGCUUGAGUUUUCUGAAGGGCGCCCAUUAGGAAAGUCUGGACUACACUGGCUGAAAAUACACUUGGCAAAUUUAUAUGCUGGGGGUAUUGAAAAGCUGUCUUAUGAUGAACGCCUGGCUUUUGUAGAGAAUCAUCUCCGUGAUAUAUUUGACUCUGCUGAUAACCCUAUUAAUGGAAAUCGGUGGUGGUUAAGGGCCGAGGAUCCUUUCCAGUGCCUUGCUGCUUGUAUUAAUCUGUCAGAAGCCUUAAGAAGCUCGUCACCAAAUUCUGUUCUCUCACACCUGCCAAUUCAUCAGGAUGGUUCCUGUAAUGGCUUACAACACUAUGCUGCUUUGGGAAGAGAUUCUCUGGAGGCUGCUGCUGUUAACUUGGUGGCUAGUGAGAGACCAGCUGAUGUUUACUCAGAGAUUGCUGUUAGGGUUCAUGAUAUUAUGAGAAGAGACAGUAACAAAGACCCAGCUGUCUAUCCAAAUGCUUUGUUGGCAAGAGUUUUAAUUGAUCAGAUUGACAGAAAGCUGGUCAAGCAGACAGUGAUGACCUCAGUUUAUGGCGUUACUUUUGUUGGGGCACGAGAGCAAAUGAAGAGAAGAUUACAGGAGAAAGGCCUUAUUAAUGAUGAACAACUUUUAUUUACUGCAGCUUGCUAUGCUGCUAAAGUGACAUUAACUGCCCUUGGAGAAAUUUUUGGAGCGGCACGUGUCAUUAUGGGUUGGCUUGGUGAUUGCGCAAAGGUGAUUACUUCUGAAAAUCAUCCUGUUAGUUGGACCACUCCUCUUGGUCUUCCAGUUAUACAACCAUACUGUAAAACUGAGCGUCAUCUGAUCAAAACAUCUCUUCAAUUUUUGGCUUUGAGACGAGAGGGUAACACAGUAGAUGCCAAGAAACAGAGAUCUGCAUUUCCCCCGAACUUCAUACAUUCACUAGACAGUUCACACAUGAUGAUGACUGCUCUUGCCUGUAGGGAUGCUGGUUUAUGUUUUGCAGGGGUUCAUGACUCGUUUUGGACACAUGCAUGUGACGUGGAGAAAAUGAGUCACAUUCUUAGAGAAAAGUUUGUGGAGCUUUAUAACAUGCCAAUACUUGAAAAUUUGUUGGAAGGCUUUGAGACAUCACACCCGAGAUUAGCUUUCCCUCCUGUGCCAGAGAGAGGUGAUUUUGACUUGGGGAAGGUUCUCGAGUCUCCAUACUUCUUCAACUGAAAGUUCCUUCAAAGGAAGCUAUUACAAGAUUCCCUGGAAGUGUUGUUGCCUUCACUUUUGAGGCAAAAUAGUUCAGAAUCUUCUGCUUCUGAGACAACACUUCAUCCGGUCGGAAGUUGUACUUCAAAGAAAGACCCCAAGUUGUUUUUGGGAAAGGCCUGGAAAGAAGUCUCGUGUUGCUAGAAUGCUCAAAACAAUACUUAUUUGGCUGGUUUAAGAAGAACGAAGCUUUCAUCAUUUUUUACAUAUCUAUUAUUGGCGAUUUCCUCCACUCAAACUGGGUUUGCAGGAAAGCUUAAGCACAAUGCGGAGGAGCUGAAGACCUUAGCUGAUUUUGAUAAUGUAAACCAUUUUCUAUCUGUUUACCUGUGCUAUAAUGUAUGAAUAUCUGUAUUACAUCAAAGAUUGAAAGAUAGAUCGUUAGGCAUAGAAUAAAUCAUUUUUGUAACAUGUACAUAGAGUUAUUCAUUUCAUUAACUUCAAUUAUAUAUUAAAAUUUUAUCAAGAUUGAA